AUGCGCCUCGUCCUCGUCUUCGCAGCGCUCACAAGCUCCUCCUCCUUCCUCCUCUCUCCUCUCCCCCCUCCUCAUCUCUCUCGACCUUCACUCUCCUCCCUUGCUAGAUCUGCUAAGAGCAAACCGGCCGCUUCUCCUGUCUUCGUGGAGAUCGAAGACAUCGGCCAUAGCGCAUGGAGGCUCGACUCCAUCGCUGAGACCCUCAGAGAGGGGGGUCUUGGCAUAAUCCCGACAGACACUAGCUAUGCGUUUGUGACCUCCAUUGAAUCGAGGGACGGAGUCUCCAGGCUGUAUGAGCUGAAGCAGCAGGACUCUAUCAAGAAGAAGCCCUUUUCCAUCUUGUGCGACUCGAUCUCGCAAAUCUCCAAGUACACGACCGCGAUCAACUUCAAGAGCGUCUUCAAGAUGCUGAAAGAAGUUCUCCCCGGCCCUUACACCUUCAUCUGUCCCUCGACCAACGAUCUGCCCCGGAUGAUCAUUGAUCACAAGAAGCAUGCAAAGAUAUGGAAGAGGAAGGAGAUCGGCGUCCGAAUCCCGAAAGACGAAGUCUGCCUGCAGCUGAUCGGGAAAGUUGGGACUCCCCUGCUGUGUGCGGGAGUCCACAAGACGGACGAAGAGAGCUACUCGAUCGGGCACGUCUUCGCAGAGAACGAGAACCUGAUCGACUUCAUGGUGGCGGCGGGAGAGCGGAAUGCAGAGUCGUCGACGAUCGUGGAUCUGACCAAGGAGCCAGCAGUGAUUCUCCGGGAGGGGGCAGGAAAUGUCGAGGUGCUGAGAGACUUCAUCGAAUUGUCGGAGGAGUGA
This is a messenger RNA of Guillardia theta CCMP2712, 804 nucleotides long. RefSeq lists its product as hypothetical. The coding region runs from base 1 to 804 and encodes 267 amino acids. The transcript has 10 exons. Gene Ontology annotation, molecular function: double-stranded RNA binding. NCBI's taxonomy places the organism in Eukaryota, Cryptophyceae, Pyrenomonadales, Geminigeraceae. The record is from RefSeq and is a predicted model, not a curated record.